Messenger RNA from Penicillium macrosclerotiorum, 1248 nucleotides. Its product is annotated as OSBP family protein. Lineage: Eukaryota; Fungi; Ascomycota; Eurotiomycetes; Eurotiales; Aspergillaceae. The record is from RefSeq and is a predicted model, not a curated record. The transcript has 4 exons. Gene Ontology annotation, molecular function: oxysterol binding. Gene Ontology annotation, biological process: endocytosis; piecemeal microautophagy of the nucleus; exocytosis. The coding region runs from base 1 to 1248 and encodes 415 amino acids. Gene Ontology annotation, cellular component: membrane; intracellular membrane-bounded organelle; cytosol.
AUGUCGUCCAACAAGGAGCCUCAAAGCCAGGUCCCCGCCCACAGCAAGGGCUCGUGGUCGAGUUUCCUUAAGUCGAUUGCUUCUUUCAAUGGAGACCUCUCAUCCUUGACAGCCCCGCCUUUCAUCCUGUCCUCCACCUCUCUUACCGAAUAUUCCGCGUACUGGGCCGAACACCCCGCCGUUUUCGUGGCGCCCGCCAAGGAGGCUGAUCCCGAGAAGCGUGCCCUCCUUGUCCUCAAAUGGUUCCUUACCACCUUACACCAGCAAUACUGCAGCCGCAGUGAGAAGCUGGGUAGCGAGAAGAAGCCUCUCAACCCCUUCCUGGGCGAGCUGUUCAUCGGCAAGUGGCUGGCCGAUGCCGACCAGGACUUGGGUGAGACCAACUUGAUCAGUGAGCAAGUCAGCCACCAUCCUCCCGCCACGGCAUAUGCCAUCCGCAACGAAAAAUAUGGAGUUGAGCUCCAAGGCUACAAUGCCCAGAAGGCAUCCUUCUCAAGCACCAUCCAAGUCAAGCAGAUCGGUCAUGCUCAGUACACCUUGACCCCUCCCGGCUCCAGCGAAAAGGAACGCUACCUAAUCACCCUCCCCAAUCUACACAUUGAAGGCCUCAUCUACGGCACACCCUAUGUUGAACUGGAGAAGUCAACCAAGAUUGCCAGUAGCUCUGGCUAUGUUGCGAAGAUCGACUACUCUGGAAAGGGCUGGUUAAGCGGCAAGAAGAACACUUUCACCGCUAGCCUGUUCAAGGCCAGCGAGGGUGAGAAGAAGCCUCUGUAUACUAUUGACGGACAAUGGUCAGACACCUUCAACAUCAAGGACGCCCGCACCAAGCAGGUCGUUGAUACCUGGUCCACCAAAGAGAACGCCACGACACCGCUCACCUUGGCUCCUGUCGAGCAGCAGGACCUGUACGAGAGUCGCCGCGCGUGGGCCGAUGUGGCGGCCAACAUUCAGAAGGGCGACAUGGACGCCGUCUCUGCCUAUAAGUCGCGAAUUGAAAACGCCCAGCGCGAUCUACGCCGUGCGGAGAAGUCCGAGGACCGUGAGUGGGAACGCCGCUUCUUCAACUGCAUUGACGAAGCGGACGACGAACCCGAGUUCCAGCAUCUGGCGAGCUCCCUCGGUCUCGCCGGAAACUUGGAAGGCGACAAGACUGGUGGAAUCUGGCGCUUUGACGCCACCCGCGCUGCGGGUGCUCAACCCCCGUAUCACAAGGUUGGCGGGGUUGGACUGGGCCUCACUGAGUAG